UUAGACAGACCUGUCAUAUUUACAGACGCUUUCUUUCUACCAUUAGUUCUCAUGAAGGAGAGCCACAAAAGAUAACAGAGGAGCAUUCAGCAGAGUGAAAGAUAAACUUUGCCCUUACAGCAGGAUGUCUGCUCCUGUCUCCGGUAGGAAAACCCCUGUGGACUAUGGUGUACAGAUUCGAUUUAUAAAUGACCUGCAAGACAACGGAGGAGGAGUGAGUGGGCAGCCACGGAAAGAGGGACCUAAAAAGCAGCCGUCUCGCUAUGGAGUGGCAGUGAGAGUGCAGGGCAUUGGAGGACAGCCCUAUGUUGUACUGAAAGAGGGAGAGAAAGGAGAUUCUUAUGGAGUGCAACUGAGAACACAACCACCUGCCUACAGCAGCCUGCCUAGGAGGAGAGAGGAUGGUGUAAUCCAGGGGCCAUAUUUCUCAUCUGGAGACAACACCCCUAUCCGUCGGGCUCAGUCUCACGGCUCACUGUUGGACAGAGAAAACAGUCCCGAAGACUUCACCGAUCAACUCCGACGUCCACUUGGAGAUGGACGUUCUGGAAGCUACGGCAACCUGGAUGGAGGUAUCGGUAUGGGAUCUGAAAGGGAGCGGCCCAGAGAAAGGAUGGAGAGAAAUCAGUGGGGAGGCUCCUACCAGACAGGGCUGAAUGGCACUUUGGGGCGAGGGAGAGGUGGAGGCAGUCACCACACCUCAUCCGAAUCCAUCGAAAUAGCACUGCACAACCAGCACACUCAGAUCCAAUCAGCCCCCAGCUCUACCCGUCAGACCCCUGUCCACAGACUUGUCAACAGGUUCGACGGGAGCUCUUCACAGGUGGAUAACUCUGCGACCACCACAAGGGGGCGCUAUCCUGUCCCAAAUGCAGACGACAGAUCUGUUUCAACUUCACCUUUACCUGCUCCGUCUCUCAUUCCUAAAACAUACUCUUCACCAUCAUCUUCGUCACCUGCUUCUGCUUACAGCAGCCUGGGUCGUGGAUCAGGUUCUAUUGCAAAAGUCACAGCCGUCACUUCAUCUGUUCCAUCCGAUGGACAUGUCACUCCUGACCUCUUGAUGGACCAGGGUCAAAGUUCAGGGUCAGAGUUCUCACCUGAAGACCAGAUUCAGCAGAUAAUCUACGAUGCUCUCCGUCAGGGGAGUACAGAGGGAGAUGUUGCCAUUAAGCGCAAAGUUCGAGUCAUCUGUAAUAAAAUUCAAGGACUUAAGGCAAGCAGAUCUGAUGACUCCUUAAAGCAUGAGCUUGAGAAAUGUCUGGAUGAAAAUGUCCAGCUGCAGGAACAGCUGGGGAGGAAGAACACAGAACUGCACCAAACACAUUCAGAUCUUACUCAGUUGCGUAUGGACAGAGAGAACGCAGAGUCUCAUGUUAGAGAGCUAGAGGAUCAGCUGGCAGGACUGCAGGAGGAGCUAAGGAGAGAGACUGAAAACAAAGCUCAAGCUGACACAAUGCACAUGGAGUUGAUGGCAUUGAGAGCUGAAUUGGAUGAAGCUGCAGUGCUGCGACAGAAGCAGGAGGACAUUCAGAGGCAGAGAGAGAGGGAGCUGACGGCCCUGAAGGGGGCACUAAAAGAUGAGGUCUCCACCCAUGACAAGGAGAUAGAGGCUCUCAGAGAGCAAUAUAGCCAAGACAUGGAGCAACUGCGAACAAGCAUGGCACAGGUCUCACAGUCUCAGGCAACUAUUGAAGCCGAGCGCCAUCGUGUGAACUCUACAUUAAGGUCUCUUCAGCAGCAACUGGAGGAGAGCAGAGAUGAAGGAAAUCACUGGAGAGAGCAGUUCCAGUCCAGCAGAGAAGAGCUGCGUAACACCAAACAAGAAUUACUCCAAUCACGUCUGGAGAAAGAAGAGUUUGAGGAGGAGCUGAAUGAUCUGCAGGAGAAAGUCAACACCAUGAAACAGCAGAUCCCAGAUCCUAAACAGACACAGGCGGUCAGCCAGGAACUUGAACGAUGCCGUGCUGACCUGCAGAAGACCCAGGCAGAUAUGGAUAAAUUAAGAGUUGAUCUUGACAAGAAGACGAUGGAAAUCGUGUUGUUAAAGAAGGGCAAACAAGAGCUUGAAGCAGAGCAGAAAUAUGAGAUUGACCGAUUGAAGGGUCAGUCACGCAGAGAUAAGGAAGAGCUCACAAAGGCUCAUGAGAGGGCGAAGCAGCUCGCUGAACCCUCGUUGGUGGAGGCCCUGCGGAAGGAGCUGAGUGACAUGCAAGAAGAGGCCGGUCGACUUCGAGGUCAGCUGAUCUCCACUGAAGAACUGCUGCAGGCAGAGAAAGACAAACUCAGCUCUGCUCAAAUCCAAGUCAACAAUCUGACACUCGAGCACAAGGAACUGGAGGAAACCAACAUGCGUAUGAAGGAGAGAAUCACACGCCUAGAGUCUCAGCUGCAGGAGCGCAUGUCUCAGAGUUUUGAGGCUGAGCAGGAGCAGCAGGAGGAGGCCAGGAGACUGAGGCAGCAGCUGGAGGAGGCCAGGCGAGAGAGCUCCAGGUUCAGCCUGGAGAGAGAUGAGCUGGCCCGUACUCUGGAAGAGAAAGAGAAGGACAGAGACGCUGUCCGUAAGGAGAACACGCAGCUGGAUGACCAGAGGAGACAGCAGGAGAGAGCGCUAGACAAACUUAAUAAAGAGAUGGAGCGCUUGUCUGCUGCACAUCGUGAGGAAAUGCGGCUCCUACAGGCUCAGCUGGACGAGCAGAGAGACAAGUGGAGGAAAGAGCAGCAGGACUCACAGAAAAUCUCCAAAGAGAAGCUCAGUGAGCUGGAGAAAGCUCAGAGCACCAUCCACUCCCUGCAGGAGGAGCUGGGCCGUCAAAAGAAAGAACUGUUCUCCAGUUAUGAGGAAAGAGACGACGCUUUAUUAGACAAAGAGAUGCUGACCAACCGCCUCAAACAUCUGGAGAGUGAGAUGGAGACUCAGCGCACCACACAAAAUGACCGCUCACGAGAGAUCCGCAGUUUAGAGGACAAAAUCAAGCAUUUGGAGCUGGAGUUGGAUGAGGAGAAGAACAGUGCAGAGAUGCUGACAGAAAGAAUCACCAGGAGCCGAGAUCAGAUUGAACAGCUGCGAGCAGAGCUCAUGCAAGAGAGAUCCUCCAAACAAGACCUGGAGCUAGACAAAAAUGCUCUGGAGAGACAGAUAAAGGAGUAUAAGACUCGUGUAGCUGAGAUGGAAGGCCAGUCACGUUCCUCCACUGGUGUCUCACAGCUGGAGAGCAAAAUCCAGGAACUCGAGGAACGACUGCGCACAGAAGAGAGAGAGAAGAACUCUGUGGUUUCCUCUCAGCGCCGGAUAGAGAGGAAACUAAAGGAGCUGAACAUCACUCUGGAUGAGGAGAGACAGCAGCACACAGAUCAGAGAGACCAGCUGACUCUGCGCGUGAAGGCUCUGAAGCGGCAGGUGGAUGAAGGAGAGGCAGAGGCGGAGCGUCUGGAGGGCUUGAGGAGGAAGGCCAUCAGAGACAUGGAGGAGCAACAGGAGCAGAAGGAGGCGCUGCAGUCCAGAGUCACAGCACUGGAGAAUGAACUCAAGAGGAAGAUUCAGCAGGCCCGACAGUCAGUGCUGGAAUCUUCAGUGCUCAGCUCUGACGAUGACGAUGAUGAUGGAUUGUUUGAUCACUCCAGCAUAACCUCUAUCCUCACCGAGAGCAAUUUACAGACCAGUUCCUGCUGAAGCGCUGAAAGGAAUCUGUGGAAUGAGGUGUGAAUGAAGCUGCCCAUUUAUCAUGAACAUACAGAGGAACUUUCUUUAUACCUUGCUGUAAAAUAACAGAUCAUAGAUUCUGAAACAGACUUCUGGUUUCCACCCUUAAGCUGUAACUGUCACAUUCCGUCAUUCUCAAUUAAAAUUCCAUAAAACAGCCCUAAAACAGGUCUAUUUUACAAGAAAAGCCUUAAUCAUCCCUCUAGUUUGGAAGUAAAAUACAUUGAAGAAGAAUUUAGACAUUCAAAUUAGAUCACUGAAACUAGAAGACAUUUUGACAGCAUUAUGUUUAUUUUAGUUGAAUAAUUAGCAUUUAAUAGAUGAAAUAAGGAAAAGGUGAAUACAUGUGGAAAUGCACAUGGAGGGAAAAGAAAUGAUAGAAUUUUGGUCUAAGAUCUACACGUGUCUGAUUAUGAGCACUGAUCAUUUUGUUAGUUGUUUGAUAUGAGACCGAUAGGACAUCAAGAUGUUAGCAGAAGGUUACUAUGAACAGAACAUCGAACAAAUCCAGUUUGCCGAAAGAAGUAUAAAAAUAAUGUUUAGCACUAGUAUAAUAGAGCAAACGAGAAACACAGUUAAUAGUCCAAACCAUGUUUCACAGCUCUAAUAGAGUAGACGAGGUAUCAAGCAUCAAGAAAAAGUUUCAUUCUCUGCUUAGACUGCAGCUCCUCAAUCUAGACUUGGUAUGUAUGGCAAGCCAUCUUGACAUUUCAUCGAUAACCCAUACCAGUAUCUAUGUUCCUCUUACUAGUGCUUAUUUUUUAGAUACUAGUAUCUUUUCCAUUAGUUACUAGUACUCAUUCAUUAGAUACUAGUGCUUAUUCAUUAAAUAACUGUGUCUAUUCUUUAGAUACUAGUGCUUUUUCUUUAGCCUAUUAAUGUCUUUUGUAAAGUUACUAGUACUCAUUCAUUAGAUACUAGUUCUUAUUCAUUAGUUACUAGUUCUUAUUUAUUAGAUACUAGUGCUUACUUUAAUAGUGACUAGUAACCAUUCUGUUGUUACUAGUAACAAAUAAAAAAAAUUCCAUUGAUUUCUAUGGGAUCUGUCAUUGAGAUAUCAACUAUUCAGUUUUGACCUGUAUGUAUUCCUACUGGGACUGGUACAUAUUUUUAUGUACUAGUACUUAUUCAGUUGGUACUAGUACUUAAUCAUUAGAUACAAGUAUCUAUUUAAUAGAUAGCACUUAUUAAAUAGAUACUGCUACCAAUUCAUUACAUACUAGUCACUAUUAAAUGGAUACUAGUAGUAUUCAGUAGUACUGGUAUUUAUUUAUUAGGCACUAGUAUUUUUUCUUAACUAUUACUAGUAACAAUUCUUAUUUUACUAGUCAGUUCUGCUUGUUUACUGGUCUUAUGUUAUGACUUGUCCAAAUGGAAGAGUAGAGUUCAAUUAAACAUUUUACUAGUAAAAUAAUAGUUUUUUUACUAGUAACAUUUCAGAUAAGUACUAGUAUUUAAUAAAUGUGUACUAGUAUCUUUUAAAUAAGUUGUAGAAUCUAUUUCAUAAGUAUUAGUAUCUACUUAAUAAGUACUCUUAUCUAAUUAAUAAGCCCUAUAGUGCCUAUUAAAUAGAAACUAGUAUCUAAUGAAUAAGUACUAGUAUUUAAUACAUAAGUACUAGUAUCUAUUAUUUAGGAACUAGUAUCUAAUUUAUAUGUACUAGUAUCUAAUGAGUAACUACUAGCACAUAAAAAUAUGUACUAGUCCCAGCUGGAAUACAUACUAGUCAAAACUGAAUAGUUGAUAUCUCGAUGACAGAUCCCACAGAAAUCAAUGGACAAAUUUUAUAUUUUUUACUAACAACAGAAUAGUUACUAGUCACUAUUAAAAUAAGUACUAGUAUCUAAUGAAUAAGUACUAGUAUCUAUUUAAUACAGUAGGUACUAGUAUCUAGUGAAUAAGUACUAGUAACUUUAAAAAAGCACUAGUAUCUAAAGAAUAGACACUAGUAUCUAACGAAUAAGCACUAGUAACUAAUGAAUAAGUACUGGUACUUAAUGGAAAAGAUAUCUAAAAAAUAAGUACUAUUAACAGGAAAAUGGAUACAAGUACGGGUUAUUGAUUAAAUGUCAAAACGGUUUGCAGUAAGGAUGUGCUUAUGCUUUCACAGUGGAAGAAAGGCAAAUACAUUUCAAGGUACGAGUGAAUCAACACUAUAGAAAUGUAUCGCUGAUGUGAAAAAUAUGAAUUAUAACAACAUAAUUACAAUAAGUACAUGUACAUUUCAGCUCAUUGAUCUGCUAACAUUUCCAUUAUCAAAUUGAGCUUAAAUGAUAAACUGCAGUAAAUGUUCUUUAGCAUUAUAAGAGAGCAGUGUGUUCGAAUCAGUUGCACUGUGAUAUUUUGCUAUGCAGUUUCUAUUUUUUGACAGGCUGAAAGACAGAUGAGUUAGCGUUUCGUCAUUCCUGGAAGAGCUUCUGGACAUUUUUUUAUUGAUUUUGUUUGGUAGUUUAUCAGCACAUGAUCUGUUGUUGUUUUACUUCAGUCUAUAAUAUUGAAGCACAUUUAUAAUGAGUGUCUGAAAGAACUGAUUUCCUACUGUUCGUACAGUAGUUCUAUUACAGCGUACACAUUAAUUCUGAUACCAAGCUGCCUUUUCACGUCUAUAUCUCCAAUAAUGUAUCUGUGCACACAGCAUCUGAUUCAUGUGAAUUGUAAAACACUACAAUGCCUUGUAAAUCAAGUAAUUAUUAUUAUUUUUUUGUAAUUGUUGUUUCUUCAAAGUAAAUGAGAAUGAUUUA
Messenger RNA from Danio aesculapii, 6444 nucleotides. It is a transcript of the gene cgna, whose product is annotated as cingulin. The record is from RefSeq and is a predicted model, not a curated record. NCBI's taxonomy places the organism in Eukaryota, Metazoa, Chordata, Actinopteri, Cypriniformes, Danionidae. Gene Ontology annotation, cellular component: myosin complex. The transcript has 21 exons. The coding region runs from base 125 to 3673 and encodes 1182 amino acids.